Messenger RNA from Cryptomeria japonica (Japanese cedar), 1453 nucleotides. Its product is annotated as vacuolar protein-sorting-associated protein 37 homolog 2. The record is from RefSeq and is a predicted model, not a curated record. The transcript has 7 exons. Gene Ontology annotation, biological process: ubiquitin-dependent protein catabolic process via the multivesicular body sorting pathway; protein targeting to vacuole; protein targeting to membrane. Lineage: Eukaryota; Viridiplantae; Streptophyta; Pinopsida; Cupressales; Cupressaceae. Bases 399 to 1139 code for a protein of 246 amino acids. Gene Ontology annotation, cellular component: ESCRT I complex.
UAUCCAAAAAGGAAGUGAAGAAAAUGCGAGAGAAUAAAAAAUGUUAAAAAAAAAGUAAAACAAAGGACGCGCAGCAAGGAGAGUAGGACGCGUUUGAAGAGAGGUAUCAUCUUAUAUUUCAUUCACGCCUCUACACAAAUUCAGAUCGGCACAGUGCAUCACGAUUCCUUCUUGCUGAAGGAAAAAUAGAAAGAGGGCAGGGAAGGGUUAACAACUCCUCAAGUCAACUCAAACCCUAAUUCAACCUGUGCACUUCAAUUCAAUUCUCCAUUGAAGGAAGCACAUUAAAAUAUCAUUGCUCUUGGGAAUAACAGGAGCAAAAUAUUUGUUGAUUAUCAUUGCCCUCGGCCGAUCGAGAUCGUCGGGUGCCUCUGCAAUUUGUUUUCUCAAAAGGAGUCAUGUUCAAGUCUUUCUGGGGAACGCAGCAGCAAUCACCACAACAGCAGGCUCCAAAUAUUCCAACUCAGUCAUGGUAUCCACCUUCUGUGCUGAGUCCAUCUACAAGCUCUUCUCGGCCUGCAACUCCCAAUAAUUUACUCUCAGCUGGGCAAAGUCCACGCUCUAGACCACCAACAGUUGGAAAUAACAAUGUGGAUUCUCGUCCACAAUCACCAUCUUAUUCUCAACCAUCACCAGCUGCUGGCGCAAGUAUAAUUCCUCUUUUGAGAGACAAAAGUGUGGAUGAACUGCGAAAGAUUUUGUCAGAUAAAAAAGCUUAUAAUGAAAUUUUCCAUUCGAUUGAUCAAGUCAAGGACCAGGAUGCACUGCAUGAUGAGCUUCAGAGGGAGACAACACAACUUGCAAGAAAAAACCUACACAAGGAGUCACAGAUUGUGGAGCUGAGAAAUCAGUGCACAAUCAUUAGAACAACAGAGCUAGCAGCUGUUCAGGAAAAGUUUCAUGAGCUUGAAAAACGAGUUCAAGAAUCUGUCAGUUUUUGUGCACCUGGAGUUCUUUUAGAAAGGCUUCGAGAUGCUGCUACUGCAGCUGAUGAUGAAUCAGAAAACUUACAUCAACAGCUCCUGGCUGGAGAGAUGGAACUAUCUGAUUUUAUUCAAAAAUACAAAAAACUCAGGGCAUCUUAUCACCGACGAACAUUAUUACAUCUAGCAGCAAAGGCCUCCAUAUCUCCAGGCUGAAGUGGCAGCAAAAUGUGUCUUCGUUGUAAACUGUUUUGAUAGUUAUUCUGUAUGCAGAAAUCAUGAUUUAUUUUUUGUAAAAAGUCAUUUUUAAAUGAAAGUUGUGAGCUACGGGUUUGUCUAAAGGAUUGGAGCACUUUAAUAGGGGGAGCUAAUGCCUGGUUGAGUAAUUUUUUAACAUUCCUCAAACUUUUUGGGCGAUUGCUAGCUACGGGUUUGUCUUCCCCUGUCAUGCAAUAUAUAAUUCUUUACACAAUAAAUUAGCUUGUAUUUUUUGAUGAGACACAUUCAAUCUUAUAAAUAUUUCUGGUGUA